AUGACGAAUAUACCAUUAUAUUCAUUUCUUUUUGCACAUUUGCAAAUGGAUAUACCCUAUACUAAUACAACUAUCCAUAUUUAUCCACCAUGGACUUCUAUUAUUUCAUAUGGAUCAUGUUUCUUAUAUAUAUUUUUAAUUACUAUUAUUUUUCCAUUAUUCACAUCGAAAUUAUCAUUAGAAUGGACAAAUUUCAUUGCUAAACUUCAUCAUAUUCUACUAUUCUUCUAUUCACUUUUUUCAUUUCUUGCUGCUUUAUUUUAUUUAAUAUCAACAAAUGAAAUAACAAAUUGGUCACAAUAUCUUUGUAAUCCAAUACCACCUUGGCUUCGUAUUGUAUCGAUUACAUUUACGUUAUCAAAAAUAUGGGAAUGGUUUGAUACAGCUAUUCUCAUAUGGAAAGGAAAUUCAUUAACAAAAAUUGGAUUUCUUCAUAUUUAUCAUCAUGCAACAACAUUCUUAUUAUUUUUAUGUGUGAUGAAUUUUCCGGGCGCAGAAAAAAGUGGUAUGCUAAUGAAUGGUUUUGUUCAUACACUGAUGUAUUAUCAUUUUGCUUUUCGUUUACCGAAAUUCUUACGACCAUUUAUAACAACAUUACAAAUUAUACAACUUUUUACAGUUAUGUAUAUAUGGAGCAUUGUGCCGAAAUCAUGUCAAGCGUAUAAACAUUUUCUUGAUGAGAAUAUUUUUGAAUAUUAUUUUCCUUCUGCUCUUGUACCCAUUUAUUGUCUGUUUUUCAUCAAGUUUUUUAUGGAACAGUAUCUUGUUUCAUCUUCGAAAAAGAUGAAAUCUUCUUCGCGAAAAACUGAAUAA
This is a messenger RNA of Adineta steineri, 813 nucleotides long. Lineage: Eukaryota; Metazoa; Rotifera; Eurotatoria; Adinetida; Adinetidae. The record is from the annotation of a GenBank genome assembly.